UUCGCGCUAGCCUGAUGCUGGUCUCUGUGGAGGAGACUUCAUCAGAUCUUCCGCGGUAAACCUGUAAAUAAUGCGCAUGCGUGCGGGCUGUAGCGCGCGGAUAGCCGGCUGUGAGAGUUAUUCUGGACUCUAAACUGGAUAAUUCUGUGACCGGUGAGUAAAAACCCGCCGACCGGCUUUAUGCCGUUCCGUCUCUAGGCUAGGCUAGGCUAGGCUAAGCUAAGCUAAGCUAGGCUCUUCCUGCAGCAUGUACCCUGCGUGGGGCGGUUAUGGCGGCGGAGGCCCGCAGCCUCAGCACUUCGCCCCGCGCGCUCCUCCGUUCCGCGGCCCGCCCCCGCCCUCCGCCGGAGGUUUCCCCGGAUAUGGAGCUCCGGCUCCGGCGGCUCCGUCCAACUUCUCGAGUCUACACGAGCAGCACCUCCAGCAGAUGCAGCAGCUCCAGCAGCUCCACCAGAGACAGCUUCAGUCAGUGCUGCACUACAACAACAACAAUGCUAACAGUGCUAACAGUGCUAACCCCGGCUUCAGCGCCGCUCCGGGACCCCCGCCCCCUCCACCCUGGACCGGACCCGCGCCGGGAUUCCCGCCGCCUCCGGCGCACUUUGACCCGGACCCUGCUCAGAGCAGAGGCGCGGCCCCACCGGAACCUCCACCUGCGGCGCCGAACACCACCAGUACCACCAGCACCACCAGCACGCCGGCCCCGACACACACCUCCACCGGCCCCGCCGAGACUGGAGCAGCAGACCCGAAGGAGAAGCCCGCUGACCUGGCCACCAUGUCCCUGCAGGAGCAGCAGGAUUAUUGGUAUAAACAGCACCUUCAAAACCUCCAGAAGCUAAAGUGUGAAAGAGAAAAGCAGGGGAGCACUGACACUUCUUCAGAGAAGCCACCAGUCCCGCCCCCACCCAAUGAUGCCCCGCCCCCUCCGCCACCCAAAGAGGAGCCUCCUCCUCCUCCCCCGCCUGAUGACAAGCCCAGCAUGGUGGAGUGUGCCGACCCGGUUGAGGCAGCCAGGUUGCAGCAGUUGCAGGCGGCAGCGGCUCGGUGGCAGCAGGUUCAGUAUCACAGAGCGGGGUACCAGUACCAGGCCCUAAUGCAGGAACACACACAGCUCCAACAGAUCCUGCACCGGUACCAGCAGGUCAUCCAGCAGCCUGCACACAUACAGUCCAUGUCUGUAGACCUGCAGUUGCAGCAUUAUGAAAUGCAGCAGCAGCAGUUUGCUCCAGUGCUACAGGACUGGGAGAGACACUUUAAGCUCUGGCUGGACCAGUUCCAGGCGUACCCCCACAAAGACCAGUUACAGGAGUAUGAAGGUCAAUGGAGACAGUGGCAGGAGCAAAUGAACUCUACUUCAGCUCAUCUGAGCGAGCGAGUGACCACACUGAGGGGCAUGAAACAGUCUUAUGGAACCGGUGGUGUGGUAGGACCAUAUGGACAGCCACGACCUCCUGCACCAGACAUGAGCCCCUCAAUGGCACCAAAUAGUAAGGAUCCCUCCUCAGGCCCUUCUCAGACCACACAUCCAGGCAAUCUCCCAGGAGCAAAUUCUGUAGAAUCAGUUCCAGUUCCUGGAUCAGAAGGUCCUAUUUGUCCUCCUGGAAUAGCACAAAGACAACCUGGUCCCCAUGGAAGGUUUGAGGGCCCAAGAGGUCCAAGGUUUGAAGCUCCUAGGGGUCCGAGGUUUGAACCACCAUCACAACAACGGUUUGGUGGACCACCCAAAUUUGAUGGUGGUCAGCGCUUUGGAGUACCUCCUCGAGGCAAUCAGAUUCGACCAGGACCUCCAGGUAGAUUUGAAAGUACACUGAGGCAUAGUCCACCUUCCCGUUUUGAGAGACCCCCUGGACCACACCUGGGUCCUCCCACCGGUCCUCCUGCUGGUCUCCCCCUGGGUCCUCCCACUGGAGCUCCUACAGUUCCUCCUAUUUUUCCUUCUACUGGUCCACCUCUACCAUCUGGUUCUGGCUCACAAGAUAAACCUGGUCCUGUAAAUCAAACUAACUUGCAAAUGGGGAAACCUGACUCUUCUCAAGGUUCACUACCUCGAAGUGCAACAACAGUUAAGAAGGAAGAUAAAAGCCCUCAAAAUGAAAUGGAGCUUAAAUCCAUGUCAGAUGAUGUAAUAGAGUCAGAUGAUGGUUUUUUUGUUCAAAGUGAUCCUAUUCCUCAGUCUAAAGUCGACAUAAGCAAGAAGGUUGAGCCAGUCAGACAGGCUGUAAAGGAGGAGGAAUCAGGAAAGGAUUUUUCUAAAACUGCUUUAACAUCCAUGUCCAUGCCUCCCCCACCAAGUCUAUCCCAAAGUGCUGGCAAUAAAAUGGAAGCAUCGAAAAAUAUCAGUGCAGCACAACACCGGACACAGCCUCAACAAGGCCCGUUCCAAACUGACAUGCCCAAGGAACCACUUGGUACACCGCAUGAGAUGAAUCAGAGUGGUCCUCCACGUGCUCUCCGUGGCCGUGGGAGAGGUCAGGGUCCUUUACAAAUGCGAGGAAGAGGACGUGGACGUGGUCGAGGACAGAUGGGCAGACCCAUGGGUCCUCCAUCGAUGCCGGAUCCCAGUUAUCAUGGGGAAGAUGCUUCAUAUGACCAUCAGCCACCAUUGGAAGAGGAUUAUGGUUGGGGGGACCAUUCCCAAGAACCCCAUGGAAUGAUGAAUGAACAGGAAGCUCAUGAGAUGUGGCAACCAGAAGAGCACCACUUCCAAAAAGAAUACUAUGAAGAGACAGAAGAGCGAGCACCACCUAGAGGCCGAAUGGAUCCUGCAGAGGGACCGCAGGAACAUUGGGAGGAGGAACAAUCGGAGUACUGGGAAGAGGGCGAUCCAUACUGGGCAGAGAGAAGACCUCCAAUGAUGCAGCAUAGGCUCUCUUUUCCUCCUGAUGGACCUAGGCGUCCUCCUUUUCACCCACGUUUCAUGCACCAUGGUCCAAGACAUCCUCCACCACCAAUGGACAUGGAGCGUGACCCACGUGGCCCCCCUCCCCACAUGGGCCCUCGUUUCCGACGUGGUGGUCCAGGUCCCUGGGGACCACCUCCUCCACGCCAUGAGAUGAUGAGACGCCCUCCUCCACCACCUCAUGAAUUGUUGGAAAGGGAGCCAGUGCGUCCACCCGGGUAUUGUGAAGACAUGGACAGAGAUCCUGAUUGGCCUCAUUCUCAUGGCCGAGAACCCAGGCACCCUCGUGAAAUAUUAGAGAGGGAUAUGAGAAGGCCACCCAUGCGCCGACAUCCAAUGGCAAGAGAUAGGUGGAGACCUCCACAUGAAGAUCCUCAGGAGGCGUAUGAAGAAGAAUAUGGUACUGAGUUUGGACCAGAGGACGAUGGGUAUGGAAGACCUCCAUCUGAGUAUCGUCCCCGAGAUUACAGGGAAGACGAAGAAUUCUACCUCUCGAGAGAGGAAUGGAGACGAGAGCGGCCGGAUCGUGAUUUUCCUCCAGAUCGUGAUUUUCCUGCGCAUCCACCACGUGGGCCACCACCAGAGCACCUUAGAGAUGAUUCCUGGAGGGAGGAAAGGGACAGACCAUUUCCAUAUGAGAGUGAGGAUCGAAUCAGGUCAGAUAGAAGGGGACCUGGUUAUGCUGAUGGAUCUCUGUAUAGGGACAGAGAUCGGGAACCUCCAUUUCAUUCUCAUCCUGAUUGGGAAAGACCUCCACCACCUCCACUCCCAGAGAGGGUGUACCCGGAUCCUAAUGAAGAACCUCAUCCUCUUUAUGAUCGGAACCCAGAGCUCUCCAUGGCACCACAGAGCAGUGUUCCAGAAGCACAGAUCUCACCAGGUGGAACCAAAACUGUUCUUGCGCUUUCUCAAAGGCAGCACGAGAUCAUUCUCAAGGCUGCUCAGGAGCUAAAAUUGAUCAGAGAGAUGCAGGAGAGUAAAAAAGUUCUGGGAGAUGCUUCUAAUCCAGAAUCUGCUGUACUGCAACCUGAAAUACCUGCUGGUCUUCUUGGACUUGAAAUCCCCCGUGAGGUUAAAACUGCCCUUCAGGAUGUUUCUGGGAGACUCUUGGAAACUGGGAUGCACCAGCUAAACUCGGUUGCGGAUUUCCUUCAUACACCAGCACCACCACCUCCCAAACCGACCUUCAUCGCUAAAACCGUGGAUUAUGGUCAUGGUCACGAUGUGGGUACCAAGGUGGAAAGAAUCUCAUACGGGGAGAGGAUAGUGUUGCGGCCUGAUCCGCUGCCAUCUGAGCGACCUUAUGAGAAAGAACUGCUUGGACGUCGUGAUCCGUACUAUGACAGAAGGGGCGAUCCCUACCCGGACCAGCGGGAGUAUGGAAGAGAUCGGGAAAGAGAAAUGUUCAGAGACAGGCCACCCCUAGAUUACGACCGGGAUCGACCUGAAAGGGAGCGCUUCUCCAGAGAUGAGAGGCCACCCCCAGGCCCACCUCGAGGUGCUUACAGGGAUCGAGAGAGGGAUGUCCGCGAGCACUCAAGUCGCUCCAGCAGAGAUCGGGAGUCGUAUACGCGACCGGGCUACGAGCGAUCUUCAUACGAGCGAGGUCUCGAGCGCUACGAUCACGGGCCUUCAGGUUAUGGAAAUGACAGGAGGAGUUACCCUGAUGAACCUGCUCCACCUCCGUCUGCUCCCCAGCGGGUGGAGAAGAAACCCGAGACCAAGAACGUCGACGAUAUUCUGAAACCACCUGGACGAGCAAAUCGUCCUGACAGGAUCGUGGUGAUAAUGCGAGGCUUACCAGGAAGUGGGAAAAGCCAUCUGGCUAAACUCAUCCGGGAUAAAGAGGUGGAGUUUGGAGGAGCUCCGCCCAGAGUCCUUGGCCUCGAUGACUAUUUCAUGACUGAAGUGGAAAAAGAAGAGAAAGACCCUGAUACUGGGAAACGUGUUAAGACUAAGGUCCUUGAGUACGAAUAUGAGCCGGAGAUGGAGGACACGUACAGGAACAGCAUGCUGAAGACCUUCAGGAAGACGCUGGACGAUGGCUUCUUCCCCUUCAUCAUCCUCGACGCCAUCAAUGAGAGAGUGAAGUACUUCGAUCAGUUCUGGAGUGCAGCCAAGACCAAAGGGUUUGAGGUCUAUGUGGCCGAAGUGUCUGCUGACCACCAGACCUGUGCCAAGAGGAACAUCCACGGGCGCAAGCUGAAGGACAUCACAAAGCUGGCGAACAUCUGGGAGUCGGCCCCAGUGCACAUGGCACGCCUGGACCUCCGCUCGCUCCUGCAGGACGCCGCCAUCGAGGAGGUGGAGAUGGAGGACUUCACCCCGUCUGAGACGGACGCCGUGGCUGAGGAGAAGAAGGAGGAAGAGGAGGAGGCGGAUCUGGGAUACCUUCCCAAAAGCAAAUGGGAGAUGGACACGUCCGAGGCCAAACUGGAUAAGCUGGACGGUUUAGCUGGAGGAGGAAAGAGGAAGCGAGACAUCUCGGCUAUGGAGGACUUUUUACAGCUUCCGGACGAUUACGCCAGCCGCAUGUCCCAGCCGGGCAAGAAGAGGGUGCGCUGGGCUGAUCUGGAGGAGCAGAAGGACGCUGAUCGUAAGCGAGCGAUCGGGUUUGUAGUGGGACAGACGGACUGGGAGAAGAUCACGGACGAGAGCGGACAGUUAGCUCAGCGUGCGCUCAAUCGCACUAAAUAUUUUUAGAGCUGUUUAUACUGGGCCUCUGUACACACUGCACACGGUUUUUUCUCGGCGGUCAUCAUGAUGGGAGGAGCUCCAUGCUGUGAUUAAUUGUGCUGAUUAGGCCACGCCCCUCUGACUCCUCCCCCUGCAGUAUCUUAAAUGUUUUCUUACCCUGAAUGUUUCUUUUUUAGUUUUUAUGCGUUACUCAGGUGAUGACCUGCAGUUAUUGAUGUUUAUUUGAUGCGAAGUGUUAAUGUUCUUUUGUUUUUUAAUUGAUAUUCUCCAUGUGUUUCUCACACACACACCCUAAUAAACAGCACAGUAAACAGUGUGACACACA
Molecule: messenger RNA, 5924 nt
Organism: Clarias gariepinus (North African catfish)
Lineage: Eukaryota; Metazoa; Chordata; Actinopteri; Siluriformes; Clariidae
Gene: ylpm1
Product: YLP motif containing 1
Exons: 21
Coding region: 248-5605 (1785 amino acids)
Biological process (GO): regulation of telomere maintenance
Cellular component (GO): nucleus
Source: RefSeq, a predicted model, not a curated record